Syzygium oleosum is the source of this 1264-nucleotide messenger RNA. RefSeq names its product probable CCR4-associated factor 1 homolog 6. The coding region runs from base 283 to 1107 and encodes 274 amino acids. The transcript has 2 exons. Gene Ontology annotation, molecular function: nucleic acid binding; poly(A)-specific ribonuclease activity. NCBI's taxonomy places the organism in Eukaryota, Viridiplantae, Streptophyta, Magnoliopsida, Myrtales, Myrtaceae. Gene Ontology annotation, cellular component: CCR4-NOT core complex; P-body; CCR4-NOT complex. The record is from RefSeq and is a predicted model, not a curated record.
CUCUAGAAAGAGGGAGAGGGAGAGGGAGAGGGAAAGGGAGGGAGGCCAUUCAUACCCUGUCUCCGUUUCUCUGUCUCUGUUCUUCAGCCCCGGUAUCGCCAAUCUUUUCCAGCUCGAGUUCCCUGCGUCGACCCUUCAUCACUAAUCCCUUCCGAAGAUCCGGUUCAACCCAAUAGGCUUUCGGAUAAGCUUCUGAGUUUUCUUUGUCGUGUCGAUCGCGGAAGUCUCUGUUUAGAGGCCCUGAAAUUUCGUCCAUUUCGGUUCCAUUUAUGCCUCGGAGGGAUGUCGCUGUUGCCCAAGAGCGACUUGAUUCAUAUCCGCGAGGUGUGGAACGAUAACCUUGAGCAAGAAUUUGAGCUAAUCCGCGCGAUAGUCGACGAUUAUCCAUACAUCGCGAUGGACACCGAGUUCCCUGGCGUUGUUCUUCGCCCCGUGGGCAGUUUCAAGAGCCUGAAUGACUACCACUACCAAACAUUGAGGGACAAUGUCAAUCUGCUGAAGCUGAUUCAGUUGGGUCUCACGUUCUCUGAUGAGAAAGGGAACUUGCCUACCUGCGGGACGGAUAAGUGUUGCAUUUGGCAAUUCAACUUUCGGGAAUUCGAUUUGAAUGAGGAUGUCUUCGCAAGCGAUUCCAUCGAGCUUCUCAAGCAGUGUGGCAUAGAUUUCAGGAAGAACAAUGAGAAGGGCGUUGAUGCAAGGCAAUUUGGGGAGUUAUUGAUGUCGUCUGGCAUCGUGCUGAAUGAUAGCGUUUAUUGGGUGACUUUCCACUGCGGUUAUGAUUUUGGAUACGUGCUCAAGCUGUUGACGUGUCAGGAUUUACCCAACACACAAGCAGAAUUCUUUAAAUUGAUAAACAUGUAUUUCCCGAUGUUAUACGACAUCAAGCACCUGAUGAAGUUCUGCAAUAGUCUUCAUGGAGGUCUGAACAAGCUCGCGGAGUUGUUGGAAGUGGAAAGAGUGGGGAUUUGUCACCAAGCGGGAUCAGAUAGUUUGUUGACAUCCUGUACUUUUAGAAAAUUGAAAGACAAUUUCUUUAGUGGAUCACUGGAAAAAUAUGCUGGUGUAUUGUAUGGUCUAGGUGUGGAAAAUGGACAAAGUACACAAUGAACAUGAAAUAGAAUUUAGUAGAAGGGUUGUUUUUGAAGCUGUUUGUUCUACUUUGUCUUAUGCAAACUCUGCUCUGUGAACUUUUGGCGGAGUUUUGUAAGUUAAAAGUCUCACCUUGCUAUAAUAGGUCCACCAUUAUCUUUUGGUUGUUUUGAAA